Messenger RNA from Mastomys coucha (southern multimammate mouse), 2147 nucleotides. RefSeq names its product cell division cycle 42 (gene Cdc42). NCBI's taxonomy places the organism in Eukaryota, Metazoa, Chordata, Mammalia, Rodentia, Muridae. Gene Ontology annotation, cellular component: dendritic spine. The record is from RefSeq and is a predicted model, not a curated record. Gene Ontology annotation, molecular function: GTP binding; GTPase activity. The coding region runs from base 166 to 741 and encodes 191 amino acids. The transcript is spliced from 6 exons. Gene Ontology annotation, biological process: small GTPase-mediated signal transduction; modification of synaptic structure.
CUUCCGCGGGCACCCAACCAUGCGUCCCCUGCGUGCUGACGUCAGGCGCGUGCCCCUGUCCGGCAGACGAGGAGGCCCCGCGCAGUGCUGCCAACGCCCCGGCGGAGAAGCUGAGGUCAACAUCUAAUUUGAAGUACUAAAAGUGGAUACAAAACUAUUUCCGAAAUGCAGACAAUUAAGUGUGUUGUUGUUGGUGAUGGUGCUGUUGGUAAAACAUGCCUCCUGAUAUCCUACACAACAAACAAAUUUCCAUCGGAAUAUGUACCCACUGUUUUUGACAACUAUGCAGUCACAGUUAUGAUUGGUGGAGAGCCAUACACUCUUGGACUUUUUGAUACUGCAGGGCAAGAGGAUUAUGACAGACUACGACCGCUCAGUUAUCCACAGACAGAUGUUUUUCUAGUAUGUUUCUCAGUGGUCUCUCCAUCCUCAUUUGAAAAUGUGAAAGAAAAGUGGGUGCCUGAGAUAACUCACCACUGUCCAAAGACUCCUUUCUUGCUUGUUGGGACCCAAAUUGAUCUCAGAGAUGACCCCUCUACUAUUGAGAAACUUGCCAAGAACAAACAGAAGCCUAUUACUCCAGAGACUGCUGAAAAGCUGGCGCGGGAUCUGAAGGCUGUCAAGUAUGUGGAGUGCUCCGCCCUCACACAGAAAGGCCUAAAGAAUGUGUUUGAUGAAGCAAUAUUGGCUGCCCUGGAGCCUCCAGAACCGAAGAAGAGCCGCAGGUGUGUGCUGCUAUGAACGCAUCUCCAGAGCCCUUUCUGCACAGCUGGUGUUGUCAUCAUGCUAAAAGCAAUGUUUAAAUCAAACUAAAGAUUAAAAAUUAAAAUUCGUUUCUGCAAUAAUGACAAACGCCCUGCACCUACCCACAUGCACUCAUGUGAGACAAGGCCCAUUAGUAUGGCCCUUCCUUGCCCUUCCAGUAAUAAUUUUGAAUAAUUAUGUAUUGUCUGAAAAGCAAUGAGUGCUAGUUUUUGUUUUCCUUGUUUAAAAAAAAAAAAACAACAACAAAAAUCCCCGCAAACAUUUUGUUUUGUUUUGUUUAAAAGCAAGGCAUGCUUGUGUUGACUGUAACAGACUAAUUCAAGUUGUCAGAGCUGCUCCCUGGUUCCAUUUUGGAGAGUGAUCUGGGGCAUCGUAGUGUCUUCUGUUUUUGUUUUUUCCUCAACCCUUCUCUCCUUUUGGGGUGUGUGUGGGGUUGUUUCUUAGACUUGUAUUUUAAAAUUUGUUAACCAGAGGACAGCCUGUGGGGGAGGAGAACAGAUUAUUUCCACAUUCCACUCCCUAGGUCUAGUUUAGCAAAUAUGUCCCCACCUGGUGCUCUUAGGAAGGAGUAUAGAAAUGCCUCGUUUAAUAACAUACUCCUUCUUGAAAGUUGCCUUUUCUAUCCACCCUUGAGUGGAUCCAGUCUUUGAUGAAACUCAUGACGGUGGGUGGAAGCUGCCUCACCCAUCUUUCUAGGAUGUACUCUAUACGUGACUGUGACUUUCAAGGGGAUUUGUUUGCCAUUUGCUGAUUUGGGGAGGGGGAUAAUUUUUAACUUCUUUCAUUGAUAAAUGAAAAGUAUUGCACCUUUGAAAUAUACCAAAUGGAUUGAGUUCCUAAUUAAAAAAAAAAAAAGAAGUUCUUUUGCCCCUGUCAGUCAUUUUCUCAUAUGCUUAGCAUAGAUUCACAACUCACUGUGUAGUGUUCCUGGAUUCAGCUGAAGACCUGGUACAUAGGGUUCCUUACGAGAUGGUGUUAGGAAACACAUCAAUACUGAUGACUGCCAUCGCCUUUCAGGGGAUAAGGUUACAGGCCUGCUUCAUUAAGGAGCAAUGAGCAUGUGGGGUGGGGAGCAUACUUUUAACCAACAUGGGGACCUGUCAGGGCUAUCCCCUUUUUUCUUCCUGUGAGGAACCUUUGAACAACUGGCCGAAGCUCGCGCAAGAAAAAUGGCGAGAGCCUCACGAUUCUUUAUAAGUGUUAAUAGAGACUUUAUCAGAUUAUUUUGUUUGCAGGUUCCAGUUUUUGAAAAUGUUUAGGUAAUCUCCUUCCCCAGUCCUGAUCUUGUGGAUUCGUUAGUGCCGAACCAAUGCUUUCUUGUGUCUCAACUCUUUGUAUAUGAAUUCUUUUCAGAUGUAUUAAACAAACAAAACCCUUCACAA